GAAACUAAAACUAUCACGUGACCAACACGUGGGGAGUAUUGUUGGCUUCUUUUCCUACUACCCAAGAUAUAUGGCGACUCCUUCGAUUCAAGAGCAGAUAAAGGCCCAAGGAGAAGUAGUGAGGCAGCUAAAGAAAGACAAAGCGCCGGACGAAAAGAUCAAGGAGGAAGUGGCAAAGCUGUUGGAACUAAAGAAACUGGUGGACGAUGGGAAGAGCAGUGGCCAGUUCGUGCUCAAAUGUCCCAAAGGGACAAGGGACUACGACCCAUUCCAGAUGGCCAUCAGAGAGAAGGUUUUCUCUGUCAUAACCUCGUGUUUCAAGAGGCACGGAGCCGUGGCUAUCAGUACCCCAGCCUUUGAGUUGAAGGAGACUCUGCUAGGAAAGUAUGGAGAAGACCAGAAGUUGAUCUACGAUCUUGCAGACCAGGGAGGGGAGCUGCUGUCUCUCAGAUACGAUCUCACUGUGCCGUUUGCCCGCCAUGUGGCCAUGAAUAACAUUAAGACAAUGAAACGCUACCACAUUGACAGGGUGUACAGGAGAGACCAGCCGAGGAUGACACUCGGUCGCUACAGAGAGUUCUACCAGUGUGAUUUCGACAUAGCCGGAGAGUACGACCCCAUGAUACCUGAUGCUGAGUGUGUGCGAAUAGUGUUCGAGAUCCUCUCUCAAUUGGACCUUGGCAGCUUCGUCAUCAAGGUGAACCAUCGUAAGCUGCUGGACGGCAUGUUUGAAGCCUGCGGAGUACCUCCAGAGAAGUUUAGGUCGAUUUGCUCUGCUGUUGACAAACUGGAUAAGGCAGAGUGGGAGGAGGUGAAGAAGGAGAUGGUGGAGGAGAAGGGCCUGGAGGAAGUAGCUGCCGGCAGAAUCGGAGAAUACGUCAAACUGAACGGUCGGUUAGAGCUACUGGAGAGACUAACCUCGGACGAGAGGCUGACAGCUGUGCCCAGCUCCGUGGCAGGUCUGGAAGAUAUGAAACUACUGCUGCAGUACUGCAAACUCUUCGGAGUCCUCGAUAAGGUCAGUUUUGAUCUAAGUCUGGCUAGAGGACUGGACUACUACACUGGAGUCAUAUAUGAGGCAGUUCUGACAGGUGAUCCGUCAAAGGGGAAAGAGGGAGGCGUCCCUGCUGUUGGCUCUGUGGCUGGUGGUGGUCGCUAUGAUGGACUGGUGGGUAUGUUCAAUAGCCAAGGGUAGACAGGUCCCGUGUGUAGGAGUCAGCAUUGGCAUCGAGAGGGUCUUCUCUAUCCUCGAGAGCAGGGCCAGGGCAGCUGGAGGCCAGGGAGUCCGCACCAUUGAAACACAGGUGAUGGUAGCUUCAGGUCAGAAGAACCAGUUGGAGCAGAGGAUGAGGGUGUGCACACUGCUGUGGGAUGCCGGGAUCAAGACCGAGAUGUUGUACAAGAAGAACCCGAAACUGCUCAACCAGUUCCAGUACAGCGAGCGAGAGGGGGUGCCCCUGCUCGUUAUCCUGGGGGAAGAGGAGACAGCCAGGGGAGGGGUCAAGAUUAGGGACACUCACACCAGACAAGAGGAGUUUGUAGAGAUGGCUCGCCUAGUGCCAGAACUAAAGAAAAGACUAGCUGAAACCCAGUAGCUACACACGUAGAUCCUUUAUUCUCACACAAUCAUUGCAUUAUUAAUGUACGUUAAAAGUUGGUAUUAUAGUUAUACAAAAGUAGGAGAAUGGAUGGGGGUGAGAGGAACUAGUCACUAGAGCUGUCAUGUCUGUGACGACGAGAAUUUCUUGUUUUAUCCCCCCGUGGACUCCGCCUCCUCUUGUUACUCUCCCUGUCUUCCGACCCACUCUCGGAUCUUCUCCUUGGUCUUUUGUCCCUCUUCCUCCUCAUUCUCUCCUCCUCCUUCUCCAAGUCUCUCACCCCCAACUUGCUUAUCUCCCUCUGUCUCUUCUCCCUCUUCCUCCUCUUUCUCCUCUGCUCUUCCUCAGAAUCACUCUCUCAACCUCGUGUCUAUCUCUCCGUACAUUG
Molecule: messenger RNA, 1986 nt
Organism: Geodia barretti
Lineage: Eukaryota; Metazoa; Porifera; Demospongiae; Tetractinellida; Geodiidae
Source: the annotation of a GenBank genome assembly